This is a messenger RNA of Sinocyclocheilus grahami, 970 nucleotides long. RefSeq names its product 3-hydroxymethyl-3-methylglutaryl-CoA lyase like 1 (gene hmgcll1). Gene Ontology annotation, molecular function: hydroxymethylglutaryl-CoA lyase activity. Bases 116 to 970 code for a protein of 284 amino acids. NCBI's taxonomy places the organism in Eukaryota, Metazoa, Chordata, Actinopteri, Cypriniformes, Cyprinidae. Gene Ontology annotation, biological process: L-leucine catabolic process; ketone body biosynthetic process. The transcript has 7 exons. The record is from RefSeq and is a predicted model, not a curated record.
GCGAUGCUGUCGGGCUCCUCCGGCUCUCUUUCUGCUGCUCAGAAGCGCAUAUGAACUCUGAUCACCACAGGUGUCAUCCGGGAACAGCACUGGGCUAGCAGAUCGUGCUAGCCGGAUGGGUAACGUUUCUACUGCGGUCAAGAACUGCCUGAGCUAUGAGAGGUUCUUGCGGGAUUAUCCUUGGUUUCCACGGCUCCUGUGGGAAGAGAAGUGUUCUGAACUGCCGAAGCUUCCACUUUGUGUCAAAAUUGUGGAGGUCGGACCAAGAGACGGACUUCAAAACGAGAAGGAAAUAGUGCCGACAGAGGUCAAAAUCCAGCUGAUAGACAUGCUCUCUCAGACCGGGCUGCCCGUCAUCGAAGCCACUAGCUUUGUGUCUUCAAAGUGGGUAGCACAGAUGGCAGACCACACUGCAGUGUUGAGAGGGAUUAAAAGGUCUCCUGACGUUAGAUACCCUGUUCUGACUCCCAAUACUCAGGGCUUCCAGGCAGCUGUUGCAGCGGGAGCUACUGAAGUGGCAGUGUUUGGUUCCGCCUCAGAGACUUUUAGCAGGAAGAACAUCAACUGCUCUAUAGAGGAGAGUUUGCAGAGGUUUGAGCAGGUCAUCUCUGCAGCCAAACAGGAAGGCAUACCAGUGCGCGGGUACGUUUCCUGUGCUCUUGGCUGUCCGUAUGAGGGACAAGUAAAACCGUCAAAAGUCACAAAGGUGGCAAAGCGGUUGUUUGAGCUGGGCUGUUAUGAGGUAUCCCUGGGGGACACCAUUGGCGUAGGCACCGCGGGCUCCAUGGCCGAGAUGCUGAGCGAUGUGUUGACAGAGGUGCCCGUCAGUGCACUGGCGGUGCACUGCCAUGACACUUACGGUCAGGCUCUGCCCAACAUACUCAUUGCUCUGCAGGUGAGCAACACUACGGUGGUCACUAUCAUGAGGUACCUUGUUCAUACAUGCAUGAGGGUUUGGGUGAUAUUGUAG